This is a messenger RNA of Chara braunii, 1546 nucleotides long. NCBI's taxonomy places the organism in Eukaryota, Viridiplantae, Streptophyta, Charophyceae, Charales, Characeae. The record is from the annotation of a GenBank genome assembly.
GAGAGAGAGAGAGAGAGAGAGAGAGAGAGAGAGAGAGAGAGAGAGAGAGAGAGAGAGAGAGAGAGAUGGAGGCGGGGCGAUCAAGUGGUCGAGUGCUUCCGGAUGAGAUUUGGUGGCUGAUCCUGCGGCACGGAGUGAAUUCCGCGGGCUUUGCAGCGGGCGAAUUAUGUGCUUUGGCUAUGCUGAAUCGUCAAUUGAGGAGGAUUCUAGGCGACGGCGAAGGGAACGAGCUAUGGAAGUUUCUCUUUUACAAACACUGGCCUAAGCUAAGGCCAUCGACCCGAUCCCAGUCGGGAAACGCUCACAGCCGGGACAAGUCACCUCAAUCCAGCGACUGGAAAGGACAGUAUCAAAUCAGAUUUUCCCUCGAGAAGUCGGAAAGAGAUGCAGCUCACAGGAGACGUGUCCUAAGGGUUCAAAGCCAAGUGGCGAUUUUGCAGAACCAGAUGCGGGACUACCAUAGGCAACGGAAAGUGGAACUGGCUCGAUUAGACUCGGCCACGCAUGAACACCUGAUGUUGCACAGGAUAAGGAGGGCAGGUGUGGCAGCCAAGGUCUGGGAGCCCCAAGCUGUGCGACAGAGACACCAGGCAUUGGUCGAACAAUCACCAGUUGACGUAGGUGCGAGGAUUGAGGCGCUGAGGAACGAGAUGGCAGUUUGCAGGGAGGCAGUUGAACGAUUGACACGAUGCAUGAACCGCAAAAAACUUCUACUUCAAGCAGAAGAAGAAGAGCUCGUUGCAUUAGUAUCUGGUGGUAGUCCUGCCAAGGGAGUUAGAAAAAAUUUACCUUUGGCAUCGCCUGGAGCGGAGAAAAAGGCGGGGAGAUCGGCUAAGCUGCGACAAGAGUUGGCACCCAGGCACUGCCAGUGGGCAGAGUCAUCGGCAGUCGGAAGGGUCACCAUCAGAGAGGGCAUCACCUAUUUUGACCCGGAGUAUCGCAAGAAACUUUUGUAGUCUAAGAAGAGGAGGACUUUGUUGCACUACUAUCUGGUGGUAAUGCUGCCAAGGGAGUUGGAGAAAGUUCACCUUUGGCAUUUUUGUGCGGAGCGGAGAAAAUGACGUGGCUAGCUGCGACAGGAGUCGGCGCUAAUGGCUGUGAAUGCCAUAGAAAGUACUAGAAACCAGGGUUCUUCAAGGCGCUGGAAUUCAACGCAGAACCUGCAAAAGGUGGGUGUAGUCUGUCAGAGAUUCAAAGUCGAUGCCAACUCAGAUGCACAGUGCCACCGGACCAAAAUAGCUGGCACUGUCACCCGAAAGAACGAAAGAUCGCGUCCACUCCGGUUCGUUCUUUUGUGACGCGCAGCACUCGGGACACACACACAAAAAAAAGGACAGUCUCGGACACAGAGGCGGUUGACAAAGUCCGAGUGUGGGUACACCACCAAACGUAGAAGAUCUUGCGUUGUGUGUUUACCUUCUGCCAUGGCCGACAGUUGCUGCUCGAGGAGUGCUAGAGGUAGGGCCUCGCGUGUGUGAACGGAUGACAGGAGCUUGAGGCUGGUUCUCAUCCUUCUCCAAGACAUGAAUGAAAGAUCUCUUUUGUA